Messenger RNA from Contarinia nasturtii (swede midge), 2003 nucleotides. Its product is annotated as modifier of mdg4-like. The record is from RefSeq and is a predicted model, not a curated record. Gene Ontology annotation, molecular function: DNA binding; protein binding. Lineage: Eukaryota; Metazoa; Arthropoda; Insecta; Diptera; Cecidomyiidae. The coding region runs from base 181 to 1449 and encodes 422 amino acids. The transcript is spliced from 4 exons. Gene Ontology annotation, biological process: regulation of transcription by RNA polymerase II. Gene Ontology annotation, cellular component: nucleus.
UAUAACGAGCAUCAUUCCAGUAAAAGAACUCGAAGUGUAACAACGUAUUUUGGCGUUGCUCCCGGAUACAAAAGAAAAAAAAAUCAUUUCUGAGUUAAAGUGUUUGUGAAUUACACGGCCGCAUCAAAGCUACAAAUCAUAUAAGAACCGAAAUAAGUCGCAAAAGCACACCCGUUCAACAUGGCGGACGGUGAAGAAGAACAGUUCUCAUUGUGUUGGAACAAUUACAACACAAAUCUAUCAACCGGUUUUCAUGAAUCGCUGGUCCGGGGCGAUUUGGUCGAUGUCACAUUAGCGGCAGAAGGUCAGCUAGUAAAGGCUCAUCGUUUGGUGUUGUCAGUAUGCUCACCAUACUUUCAACAAAUGUUCACAACAAUGCCUGCUAAUCAGCACGCAUUCGUAUUCCUGAAAGACGUUCCACAUGCCGCACUGAAAGACUUGAUUCAAUUCAUGUACUGUGGCGAAGUGAAUGUGAAGCAAGACGCCUUGCCAACAUUCAUCAGUACAGCGGAAGCGCUACAAAUCAAAGGUCUCACUGAAAAUGGUGACACACAAUCAGCACCAGUACAAAUGCCUUCCACACAAACUCACGUACCAAUCAAACAAGCUACCUCAACACCCGUUGUACAAAGUCAACAACGGCCGCGCACCGUACAACAGCGCAAUGUCAGCCGAUCGUACAAAUUGGACUCUGAAGAUAGUAGCGACGACAAAGCUGCUACCAUCAUGGUGUCACAAAAACGUGUCUUACCCCGAAGUGCUGUGUCGGCACCAGCUUCGGCCAAACGCAUAAAAACCAUAUCAUCGGAUCCGCUUGAACAACCCGAAACGUCACGUGUUGUUCAAUCAGCCCAACAAGGAACCUCCACUCAAAUUGUUCAAGUCACAUCGGCCGCCGACGUUGGCAAAGGUGUUGGCGAACCGGAAUUCAUUGAUCUACCUAUCGAAACAAUACCCACCAAGGCUGAACCGGACUAUGGCGAUGAUGGCGAUGUUGAACAGGCUGACGAUGCUGAAGCAACAUAUGUUGAAGACGAAUCUUACGGUGAUAUGAAAUACGACGAAAGCUACUUUACGGAAGGCGAAGACACGACAAAAGGCGCAUCGGCAUCUGGAUUUGGCGACUCUUACAAUGAAGGUGACACAUCGGCUAACGAGGCACAAGGUCGAAGGAAAAGGCAUUCAACACGACAAUCACAAUCGAAGAAGACACAAGCAAAACCAUUACGAGCAGAAGUUGAUUUGAUCAUGAAAAAUCCACCAACUAAAUUCAAGUAUGUGCCGACGCUAUUGGGGUCCGGCAAAAUUAACAUCGAUGAUCACGUUUAUGACUAUCACUUCAAAUCACAACGAAUCAAUUUUUGGAAAUGUUCACAGCCAAAUUGUCCGGCAAAGGUCAUAACACGCUCAAAUGAUGCCUGGAUCUUACAUCCCAUUCAUUCACAUUGAACCGGACCUUCAUGCUUGAAGAUCCCCAUAUUUCAUUGUUUGCCCAACAUUUCCGAGUCAUUCUAUUUUUUGCAGUUUAAAGUUUACUUUCAUCUACGCCUUAUUACAUAAGCAAAACAGAAAUUACUUUACUUUUAAAUGAUAUAUCUAUCUGUUAUAAUCUGAUGAUAGGGAAAACUCGGUCAGUUGAUGAAAAUUGUGUAUAGGGUUUGAGUAACGUGAACAUGUGCACGGUUCGAAUUUUCGGGGGUGUCAAACAUGAGAAAAUUUCGAGAAGUAUUGUUAUGAUGGAGGAUUGCGAUCUUUUUAAAGAAUGGUUGAUACACGUUAAUUUUACUGUUAAAAUCAUUGUAGAAACCUCAAAAUAAUAAAAUAUUCGAAUACGUGAGUGAAAAUUUCAACUCAAACUUAUAAUGAGUGUCAUAAAUCCUCUCACUGUGCAUGUAUUCGUAAGCAUAAUGAAAUGUUUUAUGGCGUAGAUGAUUACUACAGUUUUAUUUUUAUUAUCGCAUAUUGGUUUCUUUUGUAGAAUAAAUAUUUAUAAUUUUUCUUUA